Molecule: messenger RNA, 1674 nt
Organism: Leishmania braziliensis MHOM/BR/75/M2904
Lineage: Eukaryota; Euglenozoa; Kinetoplastea; Trypanosomatida; Trypanosomatidae
Exons: 1
Coding region: 1-1674 (557 amino acids)
Source: RefSeq, a predicted model, not a curated record
AUGUUCUCGGAGGACUCUACGCACGAGUCGGCACUCACGGACCCGCUGUUCAUGCUGCGGCUGUACAAGCGAGUCGCGUAUGGCCUUGUACCGCGUCUGCACUCCGACGGCACCCGAGCGUUUCUGCCAUCGUUUCUCUCUGUGGACUCCCGCUACGUCGAGUCCACCAACGUCGCUGUAGACGCGGCGGCGCUGCUUAUCGCUGUGGAGCCCAUUUUCCCGACGUCUUUGCUGACGCACAAGGAGGUCACUCUCCUCCUUCGCGUCCUAGAGCUGGAGGAGGAGGAAACGGCGAAGGAGGCGAGUCUCACGGACAGCUUCGAGGAGGCACAGAGGGGAAGGCGCCGCUCCUGCGCCAGGGGCAUCCGUCCUGGUCGUGUCACGCUGGCGUUGCGGGAUAUAAUUCCGUUUCGAACGUGGCAGGUGUCGCAGACUGUGGCGGCAGCACGGCGUGCGGUGCAGGAGAGUGCCGUCAUGAGCCCGUUCGAGGAGCAUCUCGUGGAUGUGCUGGAUUGGCAGAACAGCCGCCGUCGCCAGGCAACAGAGGAAUCCCCGCCUCCAUUGGAGCGCUGGGAGGCGCUAGCGUUUAUGGAAGACACCUGCGGGCUUAGCAGCUCCGAAUCCCACUGGCUGUUGCACUACUGCGCUAACGAGGAGGACGAUGACGCCGAGGACGGUACGGCAACUGGCUCGUGCCUGGGUUGCGAGAUGGUGCUGCUGCACCAGCUGCUGUUCAGCAAAGUGAUUCCUAGUGUUGCCGAGUAUCCGCUGCUGAUGGGGCGAUUCGCAGAAGCCACGCUGGAUAUUGGAGAGACGGAGCUUUGCCAUACCGGUACGCUUGCCCUCCAGAGCGUUCUAGAGUCUAUGGAGCUUCAUUACCCGGAACACAGUCGACACCUGCCAUUGGACUUGGACAUAAGGGCGCUGGUGCGGGCAGAGUUGACGCCGCGGCAAUUCUUCUACGCGUGCACCAAGCUGCGCACGGGGUUCCGCCCGGAAGAGUCUAAUCAGCUCUACUACUACCUCAAGAAGGACAGCGAAACCGAGGACGGCGUACUCGUCGCAGACCUGCUCGCUGCGUAUCGGCAGUACUUCCCUUCUGUCACGGGUUCCAUGCUGCAGCUGGUGCAGGCGGCCGUGGUUGAAUGGAUGCGGCGCAGUACCAAGAAUGGCCCGGCAUUUGUGCAGCUCUACUCAGCGCUGAGAGAGUGGGGUACUGAGCGUGUGCCAAUCGAAGCGUUCAUCAAAGCACUGCGCGCCGCAGGUGUGCCGGAUGGUCUCUCUGGGGUGUUGGAUGUUGAGCUGGAGUGGCUGCGACUGAAGUCCCCGACCCGCGUAGACUUGGUUCUCAUGCUGUGUACCCCCGCCCCACCGUCGCGCGUUGCCGUUAUCCGUAAGCUCUUCAACCGACUCGACAAGCAACACUCAGGCAAUGUUGCCUGUGCUGCGUUACUGAGGAGCUUCCAUCCGGAGCUCAUCGAGGGCAACGCUGUGCGUCAGCAAGGCACCAUAUGGAAGCAGGCCCUGGAGGCGUACAUCGUGGAGCUGGGGGGCGGGGAGCUUGACUACGAAGUCUUUGCGUACUUCUGGUAUAUGGUCUCCGCCAGCGUUGAGGACGAUCCGACGUUCACGAUGGUCGUCUGGCAGGCGUUCGGUCUCUCCGAUGAUAGGUAA